UUAUUUAUCAAUUCUGUAUUGAUCAGUAAGGUUUCUAUAGCCUGAGAUUUUCUUUUCGUUAAGAUUUGUUUAAAAGGUUUUUCUAUUGUGAAUUUUAAAGUUCUGUCAUCUUUUAAGAUACGUGAGAAUGUAAGUUCUGUUUUUUAGCCUCUAAACACGCAUUUUUCCUGCCAGUUCAGUUUGAAGAAAUAGCACUCCAUUUCAGCUCCCUUUUAUUCUCCUCCCUCAGCCGGGUCUGUGCAGUUACAUACAUAUAUCUGCACGAAUAUUCUUUUGAUGAUUAUUUUACGUUAGAUGUUUAUUUAUUCAUGGGACUGUUUCUUUAAGCUGCCCAUCUCUUUUCAAGUUCCAGAUCUGAUUUACAAACCUUUUGAGUCCUGUUAAAUCAUAGACUUUCCGGGAUGGAAAGCACCUUGGGUUAUUUACUAUUUUCAUGUCUUCUGACUUGCUUUUCAUGCUAUUUUUAAUCCCCAUGCAGAAGAAAAAAAGCCUGUGGGCUGCACUAGAAAACUCCACAGUGGGGACUGAAAAGGGAGUAGGUGGACAGCUGGGGAAAAUUGUCAAGCUUGCGUGGCAGUGUGUAGAUCCAGGGAGUUUCCAAAUGAUGGGGAUGUUGCCCGACAAAGACUGCUGCUGACGCUGCUGACGUGUGUCCGGGGCCGUGCCCUUUGCCUGGAGCGCCUCAGUUACGCUGUCACUCCUCCCAGCACUUGAAUAUUACAGUGGAAGUGCUACUCUCAUGAUUUUCAUAUAUUAUGAAUGACAUCAAAUGACUCCUAAGAGAGAACGUUGCAGAAAGGACCAUCUUCAUAAGUUGUUAUCUAGAGACAGGGCUCAUGUAAUCAAAGAAGUUUCUUUGUUGUGUGUAUCUUUUCAGAACACAACAGGAAUUGAAAAUGAAUCAGCCAGUGAAAUUGAGCAGUAAGUGCUUGAAAAGCUUCAAAACAACUACACAAAAAUUCAGAUGUUCCAUGCAGUCUGCAGCCACAGCCACUGCAGAGGAGAUUCCAGCAGCCGGAGCGAACGCUGAGCCUGUGGCAGCCGCUGAGACCCUGGCCGAGGUACCCGAACAUGUGCUUCGAGGCCUCCCAGAGGAAGUGAGGCUUUUCCCAUCUGCUGUUGACAAGACUCGGGUUGGUGUCUGGGCCACUAAGCCAAUUUUAAAAGGCAAAAAGUUUGGGCCAUUUGUUGGUGAUAAGAAAAAAAGAUCUCAGGUUAAGAAUAAUGUAUACAUGUGGGAGGUCUACUACCCAAAUUUGGGAUGGAUGUGCGUCGAUGCCACCGACCCAGAGAAGGGGAACUGGCUGCGCUAUGUGAAUUGGGCUUGCUCAGGAGAAGAGCAAAAUUUAUUUCCACUGGAAAUCAACAGGGCCAUUUACUAUAAAACUUUAAAGCCAAUCGCGCCGGGCGAGGAGCUCCUGGUCUGGUACAAUGGGGAAGACAACCCCGAGAUAGCAGCUGCGAUUGAGGAAGAGCGAGCCAGCGCCCGGAGCAAGCGGAGCUCUCCGAAAAGCAGGAAAGGGAAGAAAAAAUCCCAAGAAAAUAAAAACAAAGCAAACAAAACUGAAGACAGACAGCUGAAGACAAGUGAGCCAGAUUCCACCUCUGCAAAUAUGAGAGAUUCUGUGGAAGGCCCCAGAGACGCAGACGAGAAGCCUUCCGCUUCCGCCGCCGAGCAGACGGCCGCCCUUCAGGAGGUGGUGAGUCAGGAUGUGCCUCCGGAGCUCGCCCUCCCGCCCCCUGCCCAGGACCCCCAGGCGGGACCAGCCGCGGAGCUGGAAGCAGCACGUAGUGAGGCGAACGACAUGGAGGAGGAAGAGGAGGAGGAGGAGGAGGGGGAGGAGGAGGAGGAGGAGGAGGAGUUGGACGAAGAGGAGGAGGAAGCAGCUGACGUGCCAGAUGAAAGCUCCACGAAAGAGCCGGAGAUACGAUGUGACGAGAAGCCAGAGGAUUUAUUAGAAGAACCAAAAACUGUUCCGAAGGACACUCUUGAAGACUCUCCAGAGGUAGCACCUGCUAUCAGAAUUCCCAAAGCUAAAGAAGAGGCCAAUGGUGACGUGUUUGAAACGUUUCUGUUUCCGUGUCAGCAUUGCGAGAGGAAGUUCACGACCAAACAGGGGCUGGAACGGCACAUGCACAUCCACAUAUCCACGGUAAACCACGCCUUCAAGUGCAAGUACUGCGGGAAGGCGUUCGGCACGCAGAUCAACAGGCGGCGGCACGAGCGGCGCCACGAGGCGGGGCUGAAGCGGAAGCCCAGCCUGACACUCCGGCCGCCGGAGGCCCCAGCCGAUGGCCAGGCGCCCGGGGACGCCGCUCCUCCGAAGGAUGACGCGCAGCCCCCCGGUCUUGGGCAAGACUCCCUGACCUUGAAUUCAGAGAAGGCUUCCCAAGACACAGUGAAUUCUUCUGUUGCAGAAGAGAACGGAGACGUGAAAGAGCUUCAUCCGUGCCAAUACUGUAAAAAGGUUUUUGGAACUCACACUAACAUGAGGCGGCAUCAGCGCAGGGUUCACGAGCGUCACCUGAUUCCCAAAGGUGUGCGGCGGAAAGGGGGUCUCCUCGAAGAGCAGCAGCCCCCAGCAGAGCAGGCCGCGCCUGCCCAGAGCGUCUACGUACCCAGCACAGAGCCAGAGGAGGAGGGGGAGGCAGACGACGUGUACAUCAUGGAUAUUUCUAGCAAUAUCUCUGAAAAUUUAAAUUACUAUAUUGAUGGGAAAAUUCAGACCAGCUGCAGCACCAGUAACUGUGACGUUAUUGAGAUGGAAUCCAGUUCGGCAGACUUGUAUGGUAUCAACUGUCUGCUCGCUCCGGUUACAGUGGAAAUAACUCAAAAUAUAAAGACCACACAGGUCCCUGUAACAGAUGAUCUUCCUAAAGAGCCUUCCAGCAGCACACACAGCGAGCCCAAGAAACGGAGGACUGCCAGUCCUCCUGUGUUGCCCAGAAUUAAAGCUGAGACCGAGUCUGAGCCCGCAGCGCCUUCGUGUUCCUUGAGUCUGCCUCUCAGCAUAUCAACCACGGAGGCCGUAUCGUUCCACAAAGAGAAAAAUGUGUAUUUGUCAUCAAAGCUCAAACAACUUCUUCAAACCCAGGAUAAACUGACUCCUCCUGCAGGGAUUUCAGCCACUGAAAUACCUAAAUUAGGUCCCGUCUGUGUGUCCACUCCUGCGUCGAUGCUGCCUGUGACCUCGAGCAGAUUUAAGAGGCGGACCAGCUCUCCCCCCAGCUCUCCACAACACAGUCCUGCCCUUCGAGACUUCGGAAAGCCAGGCGAUGGGAAAGCCAUGUGGACUGAGGCAGUUCUAAGUUCCAAAAAGCCCAAAUUAGAAAGUCAUAGCAACUCACCAGCAUGGAGUUUGUCUGGGAGAGAUGAGAGAGAAACUGGGAGCCCUCCAGGCUUUGAUGAAUAUAAAGUAUCUAAAGAGUGGGCAGCUAGUUCUACUUUUAGCAAUGUAUGCAACCAACAGCCACUGGAUUUAUCCAGUGGGGUAAAACAGAAGGCUGAGGGUACGGGCAAGGCUCCAGUCCAGUGGGAAUCUGUGUUAGAUCUCAGUGUGCAUAAAAAGCCUAGUAGUGACUCUGAAGGCAAGGAAUUCAAAGAAAAUCAUUUGGUGCAGCCAGCCUGCAGUGCUGUAAAGAAAAAGAAACCAACCACCUGCAUGCUACAGAAGGUCCUUCUCAAUGAAUACAAUGGCGUCGACUUACCUGUAGAAAAUGCUCCAGAUGUGACCAGGAGCCCCAGUCCUUGUAAACCCCGAGGUCCUCAGCCGGACCCUGACCUUGGUCCCGACUCUAGCUUACCUGCCCCUCCUGGCGAGUCUUCUCCUUCGUCACCUGCCCUGCAGACAUCUUCCCUUUCUUCCGGGCAGCUGCCGCCUCUCUUGACCCCAACCAAUCCCUCUUCCCCCCAACCCUGUCCUCCUGUGUUAACUGUUGCCACCCCACCCCCUCCACUGCUUCCUACUGUACCUCUUCCAGCCCCCGCUUCCGGGGCAUCCCCUCAUCCGUGUCCCUCUCCACUCUCGAAUGCCACCGCACAGUCCCCACUUCCAAUUCUUUCCCCAACGGUGUCUCCCUCGCCAUCUCCCAUUCCUUCCGUGGAGCCCCUUAUGUCUGCUGCUUCACCGGGGCCUCCGACACUCUCUUCAUCUUCCUCCUCAUCUUCUUCGCCUUCAUUCUCUUCUUCAUCCUCCUCCUCUUCUCCUUCGCCACCUCCUCUCUCAGCAGUAUCGUCUGUGGUUUCCUCUGGGGAUAAUCUGGAAGCCUGUCUCCCCAUGAUAUCUUUUAAACAGGAGGAAUUAGAGAAUGAAGGUCUGAAAGCGAGGGAAGAAUCCCAGUCUGCCACUGCGCGGGAUAUCGUUCAGGAGACAUUCAACAAAAAUUUUGUCUGCAACGUCUGUGAAUCACCUUUUCUUUCCAUUAAAGAUCUAACCAAACAUUUAUCCAUUCAUGCCGAGGAAUGGCCCUUCAAAUGUGAAUUUUGUGUGCAGCUCUUUAAGGCUAAAACUGAUUUGUCAGAACAUCGCUUUUUGCUUCAUGGAGUUGGGAAUAUCUUUGUGUGUUCGGUUUGUAAAAAAGAAUUUGCGUUUUUGUGCAAUCUGCAGCAGCACCAGCGAGAUCUCCACCCCGAUAAAGUGUGCACACACCAUGAGUUUGAAAGUGGCACCCUGAGACCCCAGAACUUUACGGAUCCCAGCAAGGCCCACGUAGAGCAUAUGCAGAGUUUGCCAGAAGAUCCUUUAGAAACGUCUAAAGAAGAAGAGGAGCUGAACGAUUCCUCAGAAGAGCUUUACACGACCAUAAAAAUAAUGGCUUCUGGAAUAAAGACGAAAGAUCCCGAUGUUCGAUUGGGUCUCAAUCAACAUUACCCAAGCUUUAAACCUCCUCCAUUUCAGUACCAUCACCGCAACCCCCUGGGCAUUGGUGUGACGGCCACAAAUUUCACUACACACAAUAUCCCACAGACGUUUACUACCGCCAUUCGCUGCACCAAGUGUGGGAAAGGUGUGGACAACAUGCCUGAGCUGCACAGACACAUCCUGGCAUGUGCUUCCGCUAGUGACAAGAAGAGGUAUACCCCGAAGAAAAAUCCAGUCCCACUGAAACAGACUGUGCAGCCCAGAAACGGUGUGGUGGUUUUGGACAACUCUGGGAAGAAUGCCUUCAGACGCAUGGGACAGCCCAAAAGACUGAACUUCAGCGUUGAGCUCAGCAAAAUGUCCUCCAAUAAGCUCAAGUUAAAUGCGUUGAAGAAAAAAAACCAGCUUGUCCAGAAAGCCAUCCUUCAAAAAAACAAAUCUGCAAAGCAGAAAGCCGACCUAAAAAACGCUCCUGAGUCGUCCUCGCACAUCUGCCCGUACUGCAACAGGGAGUUCACGUACAUCGGGAGCCUGAACAAGCACGCCGCUUUCAGCUGCCCCAAGAAACCUCUUUCUCCUCCCAAAAAAAAAGUUUCCCAUCCAUCCAAGAAAGGAGGACACGCGUCACCUGCAGGUAGUGACAAAACCAACAGCAGCAGCCACCGCAGACGGACAGCGGAUGCAGAGAUCAAAAUGCAGAGCGUGCAGGCGCCUUUGGGCAAGACCAGAGCUCGCAGCUCGGGCCCUGCACAGGUCCCACCGCCCUCCUCGUCCUUCAGGUCCAAGCAGAAUGUUAAAUUUGCAGCUUCGGUUAAGUCCAAAAAACCAAGCUCCUCCUUAAGGAACUCAAGCCCGAUACGAAUGGCCAAAAUGACUCACAACGAGAGCAGGAAGCCCAAAGCUGCAGCCAAGAAUCAUGCAGCUCAGCUCUCGGGCAAGACGUGUCGGAGCCUGCACGUGAGGGCACAGAAAAGCAGAGCCGUCCUGCAGAGCAGAUCGGCCUCGGCCAGUAGGAAACGGACGGACAGGUUCAGUGUAAAAUCGAGAGAACGAAGUGGGGGGCCAAUCACCCGAAGCCUGCAGCUGGCAGCUGCUGCCGACCCGAGUGAGAGCAGGCGGGAGGACGGCAGUGGCAAGCCGGAGCUGAAGGACUUCAGCUACAGUCUCCGCCUGGCACCUCAAUGUCCUCCGCCAGCUGCCCCGUACAUCACCAGGCAGUGUAGGAAUGUCAAGGCCACAGCUGCAGCCCAGCUCCAGGGAUCCCUCUUCAAAGACUAGAUGCUUCGCCUGCUCCUUGACAGCACCUGAAGUGACCUGGAAUCAGUGAAGCCAAAGGGACUGGCCUUCUGGCCUCCAGGGAGUACCGACCCAUUCCAGAUCCAUGAGCCUGCAAGAGAGAGAGAGUGCGUGUGUGUGUGUGCGUGCGCGCACGUGUGCGUGCGCCUGUGGUCUUCAGAUGAGGGUCCCGAACCCCAGGGAGGCAGGAAGGCAGCUGACUGCACGCCGUGGAUGACACCUGGGUGCGGCCCCCGGCCUGCGUUCUGCAGCUCAGCUUUCCUGUUGGGUUGGGGCCCCUCCUACUAUGCAAUUUUCCGAGAGCUCCUUGAUCCUGCUUUUUGCUUCUCCAGUUGUCUUUUGCCACGGCGGGGACUUGGGUCUGGCCCAGGGGUCAGCUCCAGCCCCGUCCAGGGAAGGCCUUCAGGAAGAGGCCAAGUUCCCCUUCCAGCCAGCCCCGCCCCUGCCUUCCCUUGCCCCCAAUGUCUCUGGGAAUCCGUAGUGUGUAGACACUUCGGAGCCUUGCUGAUCAUCCCCCUUGGCCCUCGCACUUGGAAGACUUCCUUCUUUGCCUGAGCAAUCUGAGCCGCUGGCUCUCGCGUUGUUUCCAGAUUUGUCAUUCUCAUCAGUCAGGCCCUGUGCGUCCAGGAGAAGGGCCUCGUCUCCGUUUAUAGAUCGGCUCCUCCCGUGGGAGAGGCAGGGGACGGGAUGCUGUGAGGGCGGUGCCGGGAGCUCUCCCGUGUGUGCUUCUCUGCCUCCCUUGGUGGGACCAUCAACACCUUUAGGGUCUGAGCUUCUCAAAUUGGCUGAAAAGGGAAACAAAGAAACAGAAAUUGGGAAAUGAAAAAUAAGCUGGAGGAUUAAAAAGCCUAGGGGGGAAAGAAAGAGAUUUCCGGAGGUCAUCCAUCGCCUGCCAGGGGACGAUGGAGCUGGCCCCAUCUCUGAUGGAACAGUCCAUGUCUUGGAGAAACGGGUGAGCUGGGCUAGGAGUUUGGACCCAGUUCAGUGAGGGUCUUGGGUUUUGUGCCUUUGGGGCAGACUCUCAGACAGGAUGUCUGAGACCACUUUGGCGCUGUCUUCUCAGCCCCAUGUUGGAUGGUGAUAAAACAUCAAACCCAAAGCGGAAGGAGGGAACUCUUCAGAGUACUCACGAGUGGUCAUGCAAAAAAAAAAAAAAAAAAAAAAAAAAGGGACUUUUUUCAGGGCUACUAUGGUUGAUCUUGCAACUCUGUAAAUAUGUACGUAGACACUUUUAAAAAGCAUGUAUUUAUGUCCCUGACUGUAAAUGCCCCAUUUUUAAAGUUUUAUAACUUGUGUUAUUUAAUGAAUCGGUCGACUGGCUGCAGUGUGGGAUCUGAUAACGGUCCAGGAGGAAGGUCUCACGAGAGCCUCACAUGGGCAGAAAAAUGCUGAUCGUUGCCCUACGUCACAGUUUUCCUAUUUCCCACCCAGCUACAAACCGUGGUUUGUUUUAAAUUCUCACAAACUGGAAUCCUUUGGCCCGCUCCUAAAAUUAACCCUCACAAGCAUGAAAAUCUGUGGCUGUUCCUUAUCCUAACACGACGAUUUUUGUCCCCUCAAUGUUGACACUCGUGAACUGUACCCCAGCCUCUCAGUUCUGGAGGGUGUUUUUCCUUUCAGCAGCGAGGGAAGUCCACGAACCCCAAGCUUGGAAAGUCACCUUCAGCCAGUGGCGAGUUCUGGAAAACGUUGUGAGGCCUGGGGAACGCUCAUGUUUUGCACGUGUGAAUGUGCUGGUCAGCCUCCAGCACUCAGGCUGUCAGGAAAACUGUCACGAAUGUUCCAAUCAUGAAAAUGGGGGGGUGGUUUUUUUUAAAGAAGCUGUGUUUCCUGGUCAGUGAUGGUCUCUGAGCGUGGGUUUGGGCUGCAGAAGAGGACACGUGAAGAAAAUUAACAAUAAAAGUGUGAAGCGCGAUUGCGAG
Balaenoptera musculus (blue whale) is the source of this 8080-nucleotide messenger RNA. It is a transcript of the gene PRDM2, whose product is annotated as PR/SET domain 2. Gene Ontology annotation, cellular component: nucleus. The transcript has 13 exons. NCBI's taxonomy places the organism in Eukaryota, Metazoa, Chordata, Mammalia, Artiodactyla, Balaenopteridae. The record is from RefSeq and is a predicted model, not a curated record. Bases 897 to 6140 code for a protein of 1747 amino acids. Gene Ontology annotation, molecular function: DNA-binding transcription factor activity, RNA polymerase II-specific; RNA polymerase II transcription regulatory region sequence-specific DNA binding; histone methyltransferase activity. Gene Ontology annotation, biological process: regulation of transcription by RNA polymerase II.